AUGUUAUAUAAAGAGUGUAAUGAUGCCAACCCAGUAGAUAUGUUCGAACUUAGUCCUAUGGAUGGGUAUGUUACAGUACACAGCGCCGUGACCUACUCAGAACUUUCAGGAACUGCAGCCUCAGAUUUACCGUUUGUUAUGAGGUUGGAUCAGGAUCCUAGAACUACUUGCUGGCCAGGAAGAAUGAUCUACCUAAUGACCACAAAUUUUAGUGAGAAACAGCGCUGGGUAGCUUCUUUAGAGGCAGCUAUAAAAACAGCUCAUAGAGGAGAGGUCUUCCGUCGAAAUAGACUACAGAUGAAUACUAUCCUGUCUAUGUCCUGUUCAGAUAGAAAAGAGUUCAACUGUUCUUUAGUCCUGUCAAAACAGCUAGUAUUACUGGGAGCUGAAGAGGGGUUAUUUGCGUUGACUAUUCAAGAUAAAACAAAUGAGCUGAUUCAGCUGACUGGAAUAUCCAGUAUACAUCAGAUAUCUCAAGCCUCUGGUCUGGGUUUAGUUGUUUGUCAAGACAGAAAAUUAAUAAUGAUAGAAAAAAAUAUAAUAAAAUGCCGAGUUUCCCAGGCUACCACACCAGAAACGAUUCCAGUUCCGUUUAAACAUGUUGAUGGUAUUCAGAGUUGUACAGUGUUUGAUGUUGGCAUGUGGGACGACGCCACCUAUCUCUGUGUAGGAAUGCCUAAAAAAGUAGUCCUCAUGAAAUUUAAUCCUAGUUUGGCCAUGUUCUGUUUGAGAAAGGAAUUUCCCAGUACAGAGCCAUGUAGUUGUGUAUGUAUAACAGAAUAUACAGCUUUAGUUGGAACAGAAAAAUUUUACUCCAUCAACAUGGAACAUCCUAGUUAUAUGGUUGAUUUUGUUGAUAGACAAGACAGUACCUUAGCGUUUGCUGCAUUUGGUGCUGCUAAUCACCAUAGUUACCCACUAGCUGUUGUCCAGGUGUCACCAGCUGGUCUUCCGUUAGAGUUUUUACUCUGUUUCCAUGAAAUUGGUGUCUUUGUUAAUAACAAAGGACAGCGAAGCCGACCAAAAGAUGUGAAAUGGAGUGGUCUCCCCUUAUCAUUCGCUUAUAAAGAACCAUUCCUGUAUAUUACCUAUUUUAAUUCAAUACAUGCCACAGUGGUUCCUGCUGAUAAAGAAAGUGUUAGGUAUGUAGUUUCUAUCUCACAGCGCCAAAUUACAUUCAUCUCACAGGUUUACCAAGUACCUGACACAUUUCAUUCAUGCACCAGGGUACUCCUGUAA
Molecule: messenger RNA, 1239 nt
Organism: Lottia gigantea (owl limpet)
Lineage: Eukaryota; Metazoa; Mollusca; Gastropoda; Lottiidae
Exons: 9
Coding region: 1-1239 (412 amino acids)
Biological process (GO): peptidyl-threonine phosphorylation; actomyosin structure organization
Cellular component (GO): cytoskeleton; cytoplasm
Molecular function (GO): protein serine/threonine kinase activity
Source: RefSeq, a predicted model, not a curated record